Messenger RNA from Thlaspi arvense, 408 nucleotides. The record is from the annotation of a GenBank genome assembly. Lineage: Eukaryota; Viridiplantae; Streptophyta; Magnoliopsida; Brassicales; Brassicaceae.
AUGAAGACGAGAGGUCAGCCUUGUUACAAUUCAAGCUUAGUUUUUCAAUUGAAAAGUUUGCAUCUGACGACCCUUCUGCUUAUCCAAAAAUGGAAUCAUGGAAGAUGGAAGGGGAGAGCUGGCAAUUGCUGCUCGUGGCAUGGCAUCAAAUGUGAUGAGAUCACAGGUCAUGUGAUCGGGCUGGACAUCAGUAGCAGCUUUAUCUAUGGUUCCAUCAACUCCAACAGUAGCCUCUUCAGACUCGUUCAUCUGCAGCGACUCAACCUUGCUGGCAACAAUUUCAAUUACUCUGAAGUUCCUUCUGCAAUUGGGAGUCUUUCUUGGCUAACCCAUCUUGACCUCUCCCACUCUAAAUUUUUGGGGAAUUCCCAAGAGGCAUUUUCCUACUACCAAAUUUACAAUUUCUAA